AAUAAAGAAAUAAUCCGUGCGACGUUCACGUACCGUUGUUGACUAUUACGUGCAAAAGAAAAUCAAGAAAAAUCCAGUCGUGGGGGCGCGUCUCUUUUCAGUGUAAGUAAAGCCCAAUCUGUGGAUCUAAUGGCUCGUCCACACUUUCAUAGCAGCAGAAAAAAAUGGGCAAUGGCAGCAGUUGGAGCCAUGAAAUCCAGAGCAAGGCAAAGAACAGUACGAAGAUGUGCAACUGGUACAUUAUCUGGUUCUUCUUACUCUUCCUCUCCUUCCUCCUCUACGCCCCCUGGCUUUUCCUAUCUCCUGCCCACAAUCUCCAGCCUCCCUGCAGGACAACAAGUAUCACAUCCCCGGAUCGAGUCCCCUUCCGAGGUGACUUGCGCGAGCUUUCCAGCUCGUGGAAUGAGCUCAGCUUCCCCUCGCGGCGGGACUCGAACCCGCGGUUGAAAAUAGCCCUGUUUGUGAAAAAAUGGCCGCUGGGCUUCGCCGCUGGAGGACUUGAACGCCACGCUCGAACCCUGCAUCGCGAACUCGCUCUCCGCGGCCAUGAAAUCCACGUCUUUACGACCUCGGCGCCCCGGGAUCGAGCCCCGCUGGACACAGCUGACCUCAAGCUAAUGACUUUUCAUUUCUCGAAGCCCACUGCGGCUGGGAACUUAAAUUCCCACGAAGCAUGGGAUCAAUUUGUGAUGGUUAAUCAAACCCUGAGAAAUGCAGAAGGGAAAACGGGGUUCGAUGUGAUUCACUCUGAAUCUGUUGCGCUGGCGCACGGCCAGGCAGCGGGGUUGCCUAACGUUGUUGCGUCAUGGCAUGGCAUCGGCUACGAGACGAUUCAUUCGGAUAUAGUGCAGGAUCUCACCAGAAACCCUGCUGAGCCUCGAACACUUGACUUGCAGAGAGCCUUGAACGAUCGCCUGCAACGAGUAAUCGAGGAGGUGAAAUUUUUUCCCUCGUAUGCUCACCAUGUUGGCACCAGUGACUCGGUCGGAGAAGUCCUGCGCACAAUCUACAUGCUGCCGAGAGAAAGAGUUCAUGUGAUUAUCAAUGGCGUGGACGAAGGGCUCUUUAAGCCGGAUGAAUCUGCUGGAAAAUCUUUUCGGCUCAAGUACGGGAUCCCGGAGAGCGCAGAUCUGGUGAUUGGCAUGGCCGGGCGGCUGGUGAAGGAUAAGGGCCACCCGCUGGUUUUCGAGGCGCUGCAAACCAUAAUUGGAAGCUCGGGUUCUGGAAACCCUAAUUUUUUCGUUUUAAUUGCAGGGGACGGGCCAUGGGCGGCUAGAUAUAAGGAAUUGGGGCAGAAUGUAAAAGUUCUUGGGCCACUCGGUGCGGCUCAGCUGGGGGGAUUCUAUAAUGCGCUGGAUGUUUUCCUGAACCCGACUUUGAGGGCGCAGGGGCUCGACCACACGACCAUUGAGGCCAUGCUUUGUGGGAAGGCGGUUAUGGUGUCGCACUUUGCGAGCGUGGUUAAGAGUUUGAUUGUGAGUGAGGAUUUUGGGUAUACUUUUAGUCCCAGGCUUGAGUCUUUGAAGAAAGGGCUGGAGAGGGUUUUGGAGGAUGGUAAGGGGGUUUUGAAGGAGAAGGGGUGGAACUGCAGGAGGAGGGCAGAGAGUUUGUUUACGGCCAAGAAGAUGGGGGCUGCUUACGAGAGGCUGCUUCUGUGCAUUGCAAAAGGGAAUUGGACGGGCAUUGAUUUCUGUAAGUAUCCUCUUACUGGUGGGGAUUGAAUCCUGUGGAUGAUCAUCUCAAAUUCGAAGUAAAAAGAUGUGGUGUCGAAUCUUAUCGGAGUAAUAUUAAAGCCUCAUUAAGCUGGAGUAAUAUUCAGAUACUUGGUCAUAUCAGCUAUUCUAGCUGCUUUCAAAUCAUCCAAAAUGUAAGAUUUCCUGAUUCUAUUGUCUAAGUUAACUUUUAAGUGUAGCCUUGGUAGAAUGGGUCUUCAGCAUAGCAGCAGUAGCUUCAACAUACAACGGAAUUAGACUACUACUGGGAUGGUGGGUCUCCAGGGAAGUGCCCUGCCAAAAAAUAGGAAUAAAUAUAGGUAUCAAAGAUUUCAGAUUUUCAAAGGUAAGCAUAAUAUUGUCUGCAAGCAACUGCGUAAUAGUUUUUGAUUCCAUCAUUUUGAGGAUUCUUUGACACUCCUCUUGAGGGAAUCAUCAGAUCAAAGAUAGAAGUAAUCAAUUCAUUUGAAAGAUAGAAAGUGUGUUUUGGUCCCUGUCAAAAACCAUAAGUGAAAUAAAGGUUUCGCUUUGUGUUUGGGACAAAAUUAACUAACCAUUUAGUUUAGAGGUGAAGUUAUUGUAUGCUGACAUUCCCAAUAAUGGUGUCAUAUCGCUUGUAAUUGUAAACCUACAGCAAAAGCUCAAUCUGGUAUGUAGCGAGGCACACGCAAUUAUUUUGAUUUUAUUCUUAAGCUUUUUAUAUAAAGAACUCUAAUAACUUUGACCAGGAAUGAGGUAAUAUAGGAUUUGAUCUCGAAUCAUAUUGCUUAUGA
Cryptomeria japonica (Japanese cedar) is the source of this 2485-nucleotide messenger RNA. RefSeq lists its product as uncharacterized. Bases 165 to 1721 code for a protein of 518 amino acids. The record is from RefSeq and is a predicted model, not a curated record. The transcript has a single exon. NCBI's taxonomy places the organism in Eukaryota, Viridiplantae, Streptophyta, Pinopsida, Cupressales, Cupressaceae. Gene Ontology annotation, molecular function: glycosyltransferase activity.